AUGUCGGUGAUGGCAAUGGGCGCUCCCGCCUCGGGUCCCUUCUCAGCGGGCGCCCCGCUGCAGAGUUACCAGGGCUUUGGCGGCUACCCGGCCUCCCUGGAAGGCAGCCAGAUGGGACCAGGCCACAUGGUCUCAGCUCCUAUCCUUGGUCCUAGGAUGCCUCUGAUGGCACCACCCUUUCCACAGACGCCACAGCCUCUGCUGGACUCGGACCCUGCUGACGGACCUGUGUCCGUGGCAUUUGGCCUGAAACAGGAAGUGGUCGAGACACGAGCCAAGUAUCCCGCGCCCGCGACGCUACAGUACAUCCAGCGGCGGGCUGCAGUCCUUCGCGAGGAGGAGAUAAAGCGCCAGUGCCAGCCCUCGGCCGAGUCCGACGUUUGCGGUUGGGUCAUGGCCACCAACGACGCGAACGGUUCCUAUGGAGGUCGCCAUCCGGACAACGAUGUCUCCGCCGACAGGAUGAAUUUGCAUUUCGACGACUUCAGGCUGGUCUACCAGGCGAUCUCUGGCACUGCGCUGCUCCACUGGGCCUCGAUGGAGGACUUCAAGGUUGGAAUCUUCGGUGCCCGGCGCGCCCCGCGGCCCAUCGCCUGGUGGGACCUGCGGAAGGCCUACGACAUCGUGGUGCAAACCGGAGAUCGUCACUUCGACAUGGCGGCGGCGCAGUUCACAAUUCUGAUGCACGGCGGCAACCUCGGCUUCGCAGUGGAAGGCGAAGAGGAUGUGCCCGUUUGGUACAAUGCCGUGAGAUCCGUCAUCCGGGACUGCGCCUGGCACCAGGCCACUCGAUCCGAGACGCCGGAGAGCCGGAGGAAGCGCUGGGCCGCCGCAAAGGGCGUGGCCUCGGCGCUGUUGGACGGCCGGCCUUUGGGCUCACGCGCGAUGGCUAUCCUCUUUCACUGCUACGACACAGACAUGGACUGCGUUCUCCGCUUGGGUGAGGCCAUGCUCUUGCUGUUGGAGCUGUACGCCGGCCUCCUCCACGUGGGCGGGACGGCCGAGGGUGCGACGAUGGACGUGGCCGUGCAGUCGGCGAACUCCCGCUUCCCACCCGACCUGCAGUUCGAGAAAGCCUUGUUCUUGCGGAGGCGCUGCGAUCAAAGCAACGAUGGCAAGAUUGGCAAGGACGAGUUCGUGAACUUCGGCCACGCUGCACUUUUGGACGCUCUCCAGCUCUGA
Symbiodinium sp. CCMP2456 is the source of this 1182-nucleotide messenger RNA. NCBI's taxonomy places the organism in Eukaryota, Dinophyceae, Suessiales, Symbiodiniaceae. The record is from the annotation of a GenBank genome assembly.